AUGUUAGAAAAUGAUUAAUAAAAUUUAGAAGACCCUAAAACUAAUUUACUUAAUCUUGAUUCAGCUAUAGAAUUUAUAAAGCCAAUUAAACAUAGAUCUUCUUAUUACGAAAAGGAUUUUUUUGUUGAACCUUGGGAUGAAAAUCAAGAUAAUUUUCUUCAAUUAUCCCCAAAAAUAAAAGAAGUUUAAUAAUAAGAAAGAAAAACUAAAUCAAUUAAAAUUAAACUUCCUUAAUCUCGAACUUAAAGUAGACAACGUUCAAAUGAAACUUAAUAAACAGUUCAAAUUGCACUUCCAUUUCAUGAUAGAGCUGGAAGUUGUCAUACAUAAUUUCAAGAUUUAGGAUUUACUAAUCAAACAGCAGCUUAUAAAAAUAUUAUGGAUAAGAUGAAGAGUAUAUAAAUAAACAAAAAUCAAACAAUUUAGAAUAAUAAUAAUUAUUAUAAACAAAUUACUUUAAAAGUAUAAACAAACAAAAACAAAAUCAAAUAGAUUGUUUAAAUUAAGUAAAAAGAGCCAUUCUCAUGGUCAGAUUACUAUAAAUUCAUCUAAAAAAACCAUAAUCAAUUAAACACUAAUAAACACUUUAAUCCAUAAAUUAAUGGUUGUAAUAUUCAGACCAAUAAAUCUCUAUAAUAAAAAAUAGAUAAAGAAUUAAUUUAAAGAAACUUUCGUCUGAAAUCAACCUACACUAAGACUAUUGCAUGA
This is a messenger RNA of Paramecium sonneborni, 708 nucleotides long. NCBI's taxonomy places the organism in Eukaryota, Ciliophora, Oligohymenophorea, Peniculida, Parameciidae. The record is from the annotation of a GenBank genome assembly.